Messenger RNA from Hyaloperonospora brassicae, 528 nucleotides. Lineage: Eukaryota; Oomycota; Peronosporomycetes; Peronosporales; Peronosporaceae. The record is from the annotation of a GenBank genome assembly.
AUGACGGACACGACCUCUGACGCGGCUCUUCCUGCACACCACGUGGCCACGUUUGCUGCCGGCUGUUUCUGGGGCGUCCAGCUGGCGUUCGAUCGCGUGCCGGGGGUCCUCGAGACAUCGGUGGGCUACGCGCAGGGGAACGUCCCCAACCCCACGUACGCGCAGGUGUGUUCGGACGCGACACAACACGCGGAAGCAGUGCGGAUCGUCUACGACGAGCGCCAGUUGUCCUACGACACUCUUUUGACGACGUUCUGGUCGAUCCACGACCCCACGACGCUCAAUCGCCAGAAAAACGACUGGGGCACUCACUACCGCUCGGGCAUUUACUACCACUCGGACGACCAACGACAGGCGGCGCUGGCGUCGAAAGAAGCCCAGCAGAAGACGCUGGCGAAGCCCAUUGUGACGGAGAUUGCGCCUGCCGCGCGCUUUUGGCCCGCCGAGUCGUACCACCAAAAGUACCUCGAGAAAGGCGGUCAGUGCGCCGAUAAGGGCUGCAACACGCGGAUUCGGUGCUACGGCUGA